AUGAAUGCUCAAAAUAAUAAUUCCUCAAUUCUUUUAAAAGCUUCACCAAUACAACUUAAAAGAGAAAUAGCUAAACAACAAUGCCCCUUUUUAAGUUCAGAAACGGAUAAUGACAAAGAUGGGAAACAAUUUAUUUCAAAGGAUGAGAGUGAUAUGCUAAGGGAUUCGAUCCUCCAAAUAAACAGACCACGAAUCAAUCGACCUCCUUGGGAGAUUAUUGAACAUUCAACAAUAGCCCAACCAGUCCCCAACAACAACAAAGAAAGUUCAUUCAAAAAGGAAGACGAGGAAGACUCCUCCAAAACUGGAACAACUUUUCUUGUUCGCUCCUCCAAUUCCUCAACUAGUGGGUGUUCCUCUAACCCCCAAUCAGGCUCUUGUUCCCCUAUUGUGUUCAACAGUGGGAAUUUUACAACAAAGACAACAACCAGAAAUUUUACUUUUACACGUGAAGGAUUCGAGAAUGGAUUUAAUGAGUAUCCCGAGGAAAAUAAAAUUAAUAUUCCUGAACUAGUAGAGAAACAACAAGGUGUUGAGGAACUAAAGAGAAAAAAGGAAUGGGCAUUUGCAACAAAUGAAGUGUCGUCUUCUAAUGUUCCCACUAAAAUUGUAAAUUUUGGUUGA
Molecule: messenger RNA, 624 nt
Organism: Meloidogyne enterolobii
Lineage: Eukaryota; Metazoa; Nematoda; Chromadorea; Rhabditida; Meloidogynidae
Source: the annotation of a GenBank genome assembly